GAGAGCCUCCUCCCAGGAGCAGGAGAAGCUAUGACGCCGUUGAGGUACGCCGCCUCACCUCACCUGCAGCCGCCCUUCCUGGGCUACAAAUCCUCCAACGUUGAUGGCCGAUCAAGAACGCGGCAGCAGGCCAUGAUCGCCGAGCGCAGCAGCAGCAGCAGCACAAGUGGGCGAGGAGGACAGCUGGAGGACAGGAUCAGGGAGCAGCUCCUCAACGCCGAGCUCUCGCCGUCGUCGUACGACACGGCCUGGGCCGCCAUGGUUCCGGCGCCGGGGUCCCUUGCGGCGUCGCGGUACCCGCAGUGCGUGGAUUGGAUCUUGCGGAACCAGCGCAGCGACGGGUCGUGGGGGUUGGACCCUUCGCUGCGCAAGGACGCGCUCUCGUCCACGUUGGCGUGCGUCCUCGCGCUCAGGACCUGGGGCGUCGGGGAGGAGCACGUCGGGAAAGGGCUCCGCUUCAUCGGACACAACUCCACCUCUGUGACGGACUGCGACAAGUGCGACACGCCAGCAGGGUUCAACGUCAUCUUCCCCGGCAUGCUCGAGCGCGGCAUUGGCAUGGGGCUGGAGAUCCCUCUGGCCCAUGCGGACCUUGACGCCAUCCUCCGGCUGCGUGACACGGAGCUAAAAAGCAUAGCUGCUUCCGGAAGAAGUAAAGCUUACAUGUCCUACGUAGCAGAAGGUCUGGGGGACCUACUGGACUGGGAUCAGGCCGCCAUGGCUUACCAGAGGAAGAACGGGUCCUUCUUCAACUCGCCGGCCACAACGGCCGCAGCUGCCAUCCACAACGGCUACAACAAGAGAGCCAUCGGUUACUUGGAUGCUCUCAUCAGCGAGUCUGGCAGCAGCUCGUCAGUACCGGCUGUGUAUCCACGGAAGGUGCACAGCCAGCUCCGCAUGGUGGACACCUUGGAGAGGAUGGGGAUCUCUCCCAGCUUUUCCUAUGAAAUAAACGCCAUACUUGACAUGACAUACAGUUCGUGGCUGCGCAAUGACGACGAGGUAAUGCUGGACAUGGCGACCUGUGCGAUGGCGUUCCGGCUCCUUCGUAUGCACGGAUACCACGUCUCAUCCGAUGCGCUAGCUCAAUUCAGCGAAGAAUCCAGUUUCCACGACUCCAUCGAAGCGCAUCUGAACGGCACGGAGGCGUUGCUAGAACUGUACAAGGCGUCGCAGGUUCAGAUCUUGGAGGAGGAGCCGGUCCUAGAGAGCAUCUUUUCAUGGUCAGGAAAACUGCUGAGGCGAAAACAGUGUUCCGAUUCCGACGAUCCGGCAGAGGUAGAACAUGUGCUCAAGUUCCCCUCCUACGCGACCCUGGACCGGCUGGAGCACAGGAGGAACAUAGAGCGUUUCAAGACAGGCGGCUUCCAGAUGCUGAAAUCAGCAUUCCGCGUUUCUCACGCAGAUGAGGAAAUUCUGACGCUGGCAACCGACGGAUUCCACUCCUCCCAGGCUGUGUACCAACAAGAGAUUGAGCAGCUCAACAGGUGGGUGAAAGAGGUGAGGCUGCCGGAGCUGGAGUUCGCGAGAGUACUGCCUCUGCCCAUCCUUUUCUCGGCAGCAGCCACCAUGUUCCCCGCCGAACUGUCGGAGGCUCGCAUCGCGUGGAGCAAGAGCUCCGUGCUCACCACCAUCGUGGACGACCUGUUCGACACCGGGGACUCCAUGGAGGAGCUGGAGAAUCUCGUCACGCUGUUCGACCUGUGGGACGCGCACCAGGAGGCUGGCUUCUACUCGGAGCGGGUGGAGAUCGUCUUCCGCGCCGUCUACGACACGUGCAAGCAUCUGGUGGGCAAGGCCGCGGCGGUGCAGAACCGCGGGGUCAUGGACCACAUCGCCGACCUUUGGGUGGACGUCGUGAGGGCCAUGAUGCCCGAGGCGGAGUGGAGGAUGAGCGGCCGGGUGCCGUCCAUGGAGGAGUACCUGCCGAUCGGGGAGGUGUCGUUCGCGAUCGGCCCCAUCGUCCCCAUGGCCGCCUACCUGGUUGGGCCAGAGCUCCCGGAGGACGUGGUGGGGAGCGCCGAGUACGAGGAGAUGCUCAGCCUCGUCAACCUCUCGGGGCGCCUCCUCAACGACCUCCAGACGUACGAGAGGGAGAGGAAGCAAGGGAAGAUCAACAGCGUCCUGCUGCUCGCCGAUCCGUCCUACUGCGGCUCCGUCGAGGCGGCAACCCGGGAGGUGAGGAGCGUCAUCGAGGCCUCCAGGAGGAAGCUGCUGAGGCUGGUGCUCAGAGACGGGGCCGCGGUGCCCCGCCCUGCGAGGCAGCUGUUCUGGAACAUGUCCAAGGUGCUCCACCUGUUCUACAUGGACAGGGACGGCUACUCAUCUCCGCUCACGAAUGCCAUCGACGAGGUGUUGAUCAAGCCGCUCCAGAUGGGAAGGAGACGAGAAGAAGAUCAACUCCCCGGUCGCGUCCGGUCAAACCAAAACUAGGCGCAUCUUCCGCGACGUACGGCAUACAAAUGCUGACCGGAGGCGUUCAGGUUAAUUUGUAGUCCCAAAAUAAAUAUUUUUUAAAAUAAAAAAAACAUUCGAGAGGCGAUAGCAAAAAAGUAUGUAGCGUAAUCUACAUUUCUUUCUCCAAGGAUCUGUUAAAUUUGGCAGUUGGCGUAAUUAUUUUUUUAUAAACAGGAGGGGAGGCUCCCUUACUGCAUUUCAUUGCAAAAAGGAAAUUAUGUACAAACAAAGAAGAAGACAAUUACACGUUUCACCUAUAUAUGUAUCCACUCUAGUAUUACAGCUUGAAUGUU
Molecule: messenger RNA, 2750 nt
Organism: Zea mays
Lineage: Eukaryota; Viridiplantae; Streptophyta; Magnoliopsida; Poales; Poaceae
Biological process (GO): diterpenoid biosynthetic process
Molecular function (GO): magnesium ion binding; terpene synthase activity
Source: RefSeq, marked provisional